Malurus melanocephalus (red-backed fairy wren) is the source of this 1844-nucleotide messenger RNA. It is a transcript of the gene NPPC, whose product is annotated as natriuretic peptide C. NCBI's taxonomy places the organism in Eukaryota, Metazoa, Chordata, Aves, Passeriformes, Maluridae. The record is from RefSeq and is a predicted model, not a curated record. Gene Ontology annotation, biological process: receptor guanylyl cyclase signaling pathway; cGMP biosynthetic process. The coding region runs from base 306 to 590 and encodes 94 amino acids. The transcript has 4 exons. Gene Ontology annotation, molecular function: hormone receptor binding; hormone activity. Gene Ontology annotation, cellular component: extracellular region.
GUCUUGUGUCAUUUGUUCCUGCCAGGGGACAGGGGACACCACCACCCCCCUUUAAAUUCCUGCUAUUGUAGCGUUUGAGACCCGGGUUGGACCUGGGUGUUUAGAUGACAUCACCGAGCAGGUUGGGUUAUAAAAUGAAUGAAGCAGAAAGCAGCCCAAGUUCACUAGCUCGGCACUUCGCAGGCGGCAGGAGGGACCUCGGGGCUCCGCUCUGAACUUUGACUSCCGUCGGUGCCGUCCUCUCCCCGGGGCUGCCCUCGGCUCCCCGCUGCCCCCCCGACCCCCCUCCCGCUCGGCCCCGCAGGAUGCAGAUCUCACCCUUGCUGGCUGGUGGACUUUUACUCGCGCUGCUCUCCGUCAGGCUGGAGGCGAAGCCGGCGUCUCAGCUCCCACAGAAGGCCUCCCGCGGGGCGGCAGCGGCGGCAGCGCGGGAGGCGCGGGCUGAGGCGCGGCCGCGGGCGGGCUGGGCGCGGCUGCUGCAGGACCCGCCGGGCCGCCGGCACAAGGGCCUCCACAAGAAGGGCCUGGGCAAGGGCUGCUUCGGGCUCAAGCUGGAUCGCAUCGGCGCCAUGAGCGGCCUCGGAUGCUGAGGGACCCCUGGCGGGCUUUGAUUCCGUAGUCCGCUUUCUCCUACCAUGCGCGGCCCGGCACGGCCAUCCCCCAGGCAGCACCUAGAAGAGCAGAGACCCCCCCUGGAAUGGACAAAAGAUGUGGCUGUGUUUUUGUUUUUGGUACGAGGAGUCAUGACACCAACUGUUUUGGUUUUGUUAUUUUUUAACAAGUGCUCUCUAUCUUAUAUAUAUUAUAUAUACAAACACUCACCGAGACAAGGGACAGUGCUUUUCCAAGAGACUGAUGAAGCCAACUGUAUAACGUUGCUGUUUGUAAAUUCAUGUCAUGCAUAAAUGUAUUUAUGUUGUAAAGCUAUUUAUAUAUUGUUUAUAAAGAGAUAUUUAUAAAAAAAAUUAUUUAUGUAACUAAAUGAAAAGUCAAGCAUUGUAACAUUUUUGUCCUAAGUAGUUGAAAAACUUUAAAAAAAAAAAACAUUCCGUGUGGCAUUUUGUAACCUGUCUUUAUUUAUCAAACUCACAUACAAUUUAAAUGUUGGAUUGAUUGACUUUAACRGAGCUAAAGAAGAAACUUUCAGAUGUUUUAGAAAAGUCAGGAGUGAGAGAAAGGCCAGCUGAUAUUUUAAGUUUUGAUCCCGUGUGCAACAGUAAACUUGUGCCCAAUCCUGUGAUGCUCUGAUGGACCGAAUCCUGCAUGGCGCUGCAAGACUCUGCAGACUCCAGCUGAGCUCCCUGUGAGAGCACAGAGCCUGGGGCAGCACAUCCAUGCCCAGAUCCCAAAUGGAACCAGUGGAAAUGAGCCCACCAUGGUUAACAGCCGAGCCCUGGACCGACAGCAGUGUGACAAGGGCAGCGUCUGGCCUAGGCAUGCUUUAACCACUUCCAGUCCAAAUUUCAGCCAUAACUACAGUUCUAUCACUGGGCGCCGGAUGGAAAUGCCGUCCCUGCUGACAACAACGAAGAGCCUGCACUGGAUCUGGCCCCUGGCUGCACUGGUGGGAGCAGGGCUUUACGCCGGAGGCACUGCUAUUCCGGGAUCCAGCAGCCCACUAAGUGUCUUGUUGACAUUCCCAUUCACCAGCCCUUUGCCACUAAGCUGUAAAGCCCUYUCCUCCAGCAGAGAUUUAUUUAACUGAGCCGGGGACAAUACGUAGACAAACCAAAAUAUACUGAGAGCUGCCUGGUAAGGAUUCAUGGACACAGCUGUUGCUACAGCUUCUUUCUAUGUAAAGUGCAUGAAAUAAAUCGUUAAAAUGACUUGGAGCUCUAAAGGAA